AGACUUGUAAAAUUGCCUCAAAAACCAAACCUAACUCUGAUUUUGCUCAUUCUCAGCUUAGUCGCAGGGAGUACCUGGUGUUUACAGUCAGAAAUGCAGGAGACAUCUCUUUCUGUCUUUCCUGAAGAAUGCAUGUUGAAGUUGCAUCUCCCCAGGGAAGAUGAACCACACUUGCAGCUCUAAAGCAAGAAACCAUAGCAUGGACCCACUCGGGGGCCACCAGGUAUGGGAGGUGGUUCUGAUUGUGCUUGUGAGUGGACCUUUGUCACUUAUCACAAUACUCGGUAACCUCUUGGUGGUUAUCUCCUUCCGGGUCAACAGUCAGCUACGGACCAUCAGUAACUACUAUCUACUGAGUCUGGCAGUGGCAGAUUUAAUUUUAGGCACUGUGUCCAUGAACCUAUAUACUGUGUACAUAAUAAUGGGCCGCUGGAUAUGGGGACAUUUAGCCUGCGAUCUGUGGCUGACAGUUGACUAUGUAGCAAGCAACGCCUCGGUGAUGAAUCUGCUGGUCAUUAGCUUUGACCGAUAUUUCUCAGUUACCCGACCGCUGACUUACCGAACCAAACGCACACCAAAGAAAGCAGCAGUGCUGAUUGUCCUUGCGUGGUUGGUAUCAUUUGUGCUAUGGGGACCCGCUAUCUUACUUUGGCCUCGUGUGGUGGGCCGACAACCGGAAGCUCAGGACUGCUCUAUACCCUUCCUGAAGGUGCCUACUAUAACAUACGGUACAGCGAUAGCUGCGUUCUAUCUACCAGUCACAAUAAUGAUCAUUUUGUAUUGGCGAAUUUAUUGGGAAAUUGAGAACCGAGCAAAAGGACUUGCUAGUUUUAUCGGGACUGUGCAAAACACUAAGGCUAUAGUUGGGUUGGACAAACAAUCCAUGUACCAGGACAGUCUCAAGAGCAGCUAUAGUUGCUCAAAGGAAAGAAAUUUCAGAAAGGGCAAAGAAAAACAUGAAAGCAUGCCAGAUGGAUGUUUUCCCUGGAAACAAAAUUCUCUAAAUUCAACGAGAAAUAAAAUGGCAGCCAUUUUGGAAAAUUCAGCACAGGAGAGUUACAAAGAAGCUUACAGCAACAAAAGCUGGAACUCUGAAGACGACGGCACCCUGUUUUCCUCUACAGAGGAUGAACAUGAACAGAACAGUAGCGCAAGAGCGACUUUAUCCGAACUGUCUGCGAUUAAGUUAAAGGAUCUGCAAUGCAAAUCAGAAGAACUGUUUGCAACAAAUGUAUCACCAAAAGGUCCCAUGGAGCAACGACUCUCUAAAACAUUCAAAAAGUCAGACCAUGAGCCCAGAGCAAAGCAUCGCCUCAAUAUGAUCAUUCGGGAAAAGAAAGCCGCCCGAACACUAAGUGCCAUCUUGCUGGCUUUCAUCCUAACGUGGACGCCAUACAACAUCAUGGUUUUGGCUUCCAUUUCACACUGUGUUCCAGAAAAACUCUGGCAGCUCGGAUACUGGCUGUGUUACGUGAACAGCACAGUUAAUCCUAUGUGCUACGCCCUUUGCAACGAGUCCUUCCGGUUCACCUUCAAGGCACUGCUGCUUUGUCGCUGUGGAGAUAAACGAAAGUGGGACACAAGCAGCUGGACUCGCACUGCUUCUGCAAAACCCAAAAAAACUUGUAAUAAUGUAUAA
Messenger RNA from Paramisgurnus dabryanus, 1639 nucleotides. RefSeq names its product cholinergic receptor, muscarinic 1b (gene chrm1b). Lineage: Eukaryota; Metazoa; Chordata; Actinopteri; Cypriniformes; Cobitidae. Gene Ontology annotation, molecular function: G protein-coupled acetylcholine receptor activity; G protein-coupled serotonin receptor activity. The record is from RefSeq and is a predicted model, not a curated record. Gene Ontology annotation, biological process: G protein-coupled receptor signaling pathway, coupled to cyclic nucleotide second messenger; chemical synaptic transmission; adenylate cyclase-inhibiting G protein-coupled acetylcholine receptor signaling pathway. Gene Ontology annotation, cellular component: plasma membrane; synapse; dendrite.